AUGGUACUUCGAGCUUGGCGGAAAGUCAAUGCAACAUCGAUAAAGAACUGUUUCAGGAAAGGUGGCUGCGUAUUGACGGAUGGGGAAGCUGAAUCCGACAGUGAAUCGGAUGACAUUCCGUUAUCAGACUUGCGGGAUGUAUGGACAGAGUUAAAGAAGGUCACAGACAUUCCACCAGAAGUGACACUCCAAGAAUUCAUAGACGCCGACAGAGUGUUGGUGAUUAAAAACCCCAAAUUGAGGAACGUCACCAACCUGUUCAUCUGCAACCUCGCCAUCAGCGACAUCCUGCUCGCCGGCAUCGUCCUACCUCAGAAUCUGCAUGACGUUUCUCAUCCAACUGAUAACUAUGAAGGUCAUGCAGCUUUAAAAAUCAUCCCAGUAAUCUGGAUGGGUGCAGCCGUCGUCAUCAUCCCCACAGUCAUCGAGUACUCCGUCUACAUCAGCGUCUCAGACGACAACAACAUCUCCGCCACGUCAUGCGCGUCAGUCACCUUCUCUUCGGCAGCCUCCAUCUCCAACGGCUUCGUGCUGCUGUUGACGGCGUAUAUCAUCCCCCUCAUCUUCAUCCUGGGCAACUACUUGAGAAUACUGAACUUUCUCCGAGAGCACGGGCUUUGUGAUGGGUCGAGGCGGAGGAAGAGCACUCCCAGAGGGUUCUUCAUUUACCGCCAUCAGGUGAAGAUAGUCAAGAUGUUCAUACUCGUGGCUGCCCUUUUCGCCAUAUCCUGGCUGCCUUACUUUAUACUACUCAUAUCACAGAAAAUAUCGGGUAGAGACGAUCAUAUGUUUGUGGGUGGCCCUAUAAACAUGAUCAAAAUAUCCUUAGCCUCGUUCAGCACGGCAUACAACGUCGUUCUCUACGCCAUCUACAACCGCAACUUCAGGGGAGCAUUUAGAAAAAUGUUUUACAAUGACAAAACCGUUGACGACGGUACCGAUCUCGGCUCUAACAGUAGUCACAGUCGCAGUUCCACUAGCCUCCCUCUGGCUGCGAGACCACCAAUCGUCACUCAGAUGUAG
Molecule: messenger RNA, 1023 nt
Organism: Haliotis rufescens (red abalone)
Lineage: Eukaryota; Metazoa; Mollusca; Gastropoda; Lepetellida; Haliotidae
Product: RYamide receptor-like
Exons: 4
Coding region: 1-1023 (340 amino acids)
Biological process (GO): G protein-coupled receptor signaling pathway
Cellular component (GO): membrane
Molecular function (GO): G protein-coupled receptor activity
Source: RefSeq, a predicted model, not a curated record